Molecule: messenger RNA, 1662 nt
Organism: Cyphellophora europaea CBS 101466
Lineage: Eukaryota; Fungi; Ascomycota; Eurotiomycetes; Chaetothyriales; Cyphellophoraceae
Exons: 1
Coding region: 1-1662 (553 amino acids)
Cellular component (GO): mitochondrion
Molecular function (GO): oxidoreductase activity; molybdenum ion binding
Source: RefSeq, a predicted model, not a curated record
AUGAACCGCCUCAUAAGGCAGACAUUUGCAGCAUCCAGCAGAUCUCGAGUUGCACGGGCGAGCACAGCAGCAUCCUCGAAAAGGGAACCUGCUCUUCGAUCCACGCCGUGGAGCCAAUGUCCACCGCAUCAGCAUCAUCUUGGGUCCUUGGCAGCCGGGACUGCAAUCGCCGUCGCGACUGUAUCAUGGUGGUUCUACUAUGGGAUCAGCCCCGCCUGGGCUGAAGCUCCGACGGAGGACAAACCGCGACAAAUCCGCCUAUCCGAAGUUCGCAAACACGGCCGCCGGUCAGAGAAGCGCUGGGUCGUGCGCGGCAACAAGGUGUACGACAUUACCGAAUGGAUCCCCAACCACCCUGGCGGCGAGGUCAUUCUGCGCGCGGUCGGCGGCGUCAUCGACACGUACUGGGAGAUCUUCAGCAUUCACAAAAAGCAAGAAGUCUACGACAUACUGGAGCAGUACUAUAUUGGGGACGUCGACCCACGGGAUCUGGUGGACGGACGCGUCCCGCAGGACGACAUCGAGGAUCCCUUUGAGGAUGACCCCCAGCGGCACAGCACCUUGAAAGUCCACACCGAGCGGCCCUGCAAUGCCGAGUCGCCUGUUGAGGUUCUCGACAAGUUCAUCACACCAUCGGAGCAGUUCUACGUGCGAAACCACCUCUGGGCUCCAAAGCUCGAUCCGAAAUCGUAUCGCUUGACCAUCGAGCUGCCGGACGGGGAAGAGGUCGCCUAUAGCCUCGAGGACCUCAAGAAAUUCACUCAAGUCGACGUCACGGCCACCUUGCAAUGCUCCGGCAACAGAAGAAAGCACAUGACCCAAGGCUCCCGCUACGCCAACGGCCUGCAGUGGGGCAUCGGCGCGAUGAGCAACGCCAACUUCCGCGGCGUGCGGCUCGGGGACAUUCUCGCGCACGCGGGCUUCAACGGCAUGGCGGAGGACAACGCCGAGGUCAAGCACGUCCAGUUCCAAGGCGCGGAGGCGUACGGGGCGUCGAUCCCGCUGGAGAAGGCGCUGAGCCAUGACGGCGACGUCCUGCUGGUGCACGAGAUGAAUGGGCAGCCGCUCCCGCAGGACCAUGGCUUUCCGGUGAGGGUCCUCGUGCCCGGCCACGUCGCGGCCCGCAGCGUCAAGUGGCUGAAGCGCAUCUCGCUGGCUGAGGAAGAGAGCCAGUCGCAGUGGCAGCAGCGCGACUACAAGUGCUUUGGACCCAACCAGAGCGGGUCGGAUGUGGAUUGGGCGGCCGCGCCUGCUAUUCAGGAGACGCCCGUGCAGAGCGCCAUCACGUCCGUCAAGGACUUGCCUAAGGGCGAGCGCCUGCUACAGGUCUACGGCCUCGAGGAGGACUCGAUUGAGGUGAAAGGGUAUGCGUUCGCUGGGGGCGGAAGGCGGAUUGUGCGCGUCGACGUCAGUCCGGAUAACGGGCGGUCGUGGACGCAGGCGGAGCUGCUGGAGGACGAGGCGGUGGGCCGCAAGCGGUGGGCUUGGACGCAGUGGAAGCUCGUGGUGCCCCGGCGGCUGGCGGGUGCGAAUUUUGUCGUCAAGGCUGUGGAUGAGGGCUACAAUACGCAGCCGGAGGGUCACGAGGCGUACUACAAUUUCAGGGGGAAUCUGAGUAGUGCCUGGCAUCGUGUUCCUUAUAUGAACAGGGAUCCUUAUUGA